UGGAAGAACAGCAACCUUAGUAGCUUUCAUGUCCUCCUCAACUUCCUCAAUCAUUAAAACCGUAACCUCUCUCUCUAUAUACAUACAUUUCUAACCAUUAUCAAAACAUCUUCCUCAUUCACCGAUCCGAAAAACCCCAAAUAGAAAAAAUGAGGACCAAACCUCCAUCUUCCGUUAAUCUCAAAGUCAUAUUCAUAGGCUGCUCAAUCUUGAUCUUUCUCAUCAUCUUCUUUGCAAGAUCAAACAUCUCCUCUUCAAAGCCAAUCUCCAAAACAAAUCUCUCCCAAGAAGAAGAACCAACUCAUCACCAUAAACCAGAAGCAUGUCUAACAACAUCACAACAAUGCACAAAGAUGCCACUUUCUUUAUCCGACGCAUUGGUUCACUACGUCACCAGUAACGUCACUCCACAGCAAACAUUCGAUGAAGUCUCUGUCUCAAAGAGAGUCUUGGACAAGAAGUCUCCUUGUAACUUCCUCGUCUUUGGCUUAGGUCACGACAGCUUAAUGUGGGCAUCUCUCAACCAUGGUGGUCGUACCUUGUUUAUUGAGGAAGACAAGGCUUGGAUUGCUAUAGUAACCAAGAAGUUCCCAAACUUGGAAUCUUACCACGUAGUUUACGACACAAAAGUCAAAGAUUCAGACAAACUCAUGGAGCUAGGAAGAUCAGAAGAGUUUUACGAUACGAAAUGGGAUCUGAUCAUGGUCGACGCUCCAACUGGUUACCAUGAAGAAGCUCCGGGGAGGAUGAGUGCUAUUUACACGGCGGGGCUUUUGGCUCGUAACCGUGAAGAUGGUGAAACUGAUGUUUUUGUUCACGACGUUAACCGUCCCGUGGAAGAUGAGUUCUCGGCGACUUUCUUGUGUAAAGGUUACAUGAGGGAGCAAAAUGGGAGGCUUAGACAUUUUACUAUUCCUAGCCAUCGGGCUCGAGCUGGACGACCUUUUUGUCCGGUGGAUGUUGAUCGCCGCCGUUAAUUUUGUGCCGAGAGAUUUAUGCAGUUCAGCGUCGUUGGUCGGUCAACGGACUCAGGGCUGGUAAAUUGAUUUACCUAGUGGUCUUUCUUUGAGGGACUUGCUUAGUUGGCAAUUUAUUAAUUUUUGGUUGUGUUUUUGCUUGAUUUGAAUACGGUUUUCAAGAUUGUAGUGCAUUUACUGAAAUCGGUAUAUUAAAAGACUAGUACUAUUCGCAUAAUUAUUUGUGGUUUCAUUAUUGUGAUUAAUGAAUACAAAUAAGGAAUUAUCCGGAAUGGUCAUUGAUCA
This is a messenger RNA of Camelina sativa (false flax), 1262 nucleotides long. The record is from RefSeq and is a predicted model, not a curated record. NCBI's taxonomy places the organism in Eukaryota, Viridiplantae, Streptophyta, Magnoliopsida, Brassicales, Brassicaceae.